CGCGUAAGGCGUCGCUAGUUGUCGUCUUCCUUGCACAUGCCUACCGAAAAUCCAAACCGCCAUAUUGCAAUCGCAAGACGGCAAGAAAACAUUGUAAGCACGUGGAAUUGCGCUAGAGCUUAAUCAGUAAUACAGAAAGUAAAUAGAUCACUGUGCAAAUCGUGAAGUGAAUAGUCAAUCGUACCGGAUAUAAACAAUAAAACCGGCCAGUUAUUCACGUUUAUUCGUUUUUCUUGGCUUUGAGUUACGGUAGCUACCGUGGACUUGAAACAUGUCGUCAUCACGACUUCAGCUUGUGAAGUGGAGCUUUCCGGCUUUUGCUCUGGUGCUUGGAUUCCUGUGGUACAAGCGUCGGCGCGUCGACAGAGCUGACCCAGGUGGAAUGACCAAAUUUGACCGUAAUCAUCAGACCAAAACAUCCAAGGGAAAUUUGAAUCUUUACGACUCAGGUAUCCACGUUGACGAGUCCUUCUCCCUGAACUCAUCAUCGGGAAUAGCCUGCGAGGAGAUUGUCUGCAGCCCGAGAAGGGUCAGCGAGAGUCUGGACAUCCCCACGAGAAAUCCGACGUCGCUGACCAUCUCUAUACAAUCUGGAAUAUCCUCGGGCGACAGUCAGGCCUGGUACAAGGACGUGGAACCUCUGCCGGAAAUGCAAGAAAUACGUCUUGGAAGUAAUCCGAAGUCUAAUAGCGUGUCGAUGUUGUCAAGAAGCAGACCCACCAUGCAGCCUUUUGAUACCAUACGGGACAGUACAGAGGUCAAACUGACCAAGGUCUUUGAUAAUGUUACUGAGGAGGAUGAGUCCAGUCCCUUACACGUACCCAAGUCUCCUGUAUCCGGCAUUAAGGAGGAUGGACAUGAUCUCGGUAUCCAUAUGGAGAAUUCAGAGAAACCAGUUGGCACCAGCACUGCUGUAAGUGAUGCCAAAAGUCAGGGCCGUGUUGUGUCCGAAAGAGACUCAGCUAAUCAUAGUCCGAUUUCUGGUGUAUUGGAAGGCAGCGUUACUGAUGAAGCCAGAAGCGAAGGUAGCACUGAUAGUGGAAAAGGUGGAAGUAUCAAAGGACACAAUAACACGGACAGAAACCCGUCCAUUUAUGAAUUCAUCGUUCCUCAAGCUCUUGUCGGAAGGCUGAUUGGCCGUCACGGAAGCUUCCUUCAAAAUAUCCGCACAAAGGCUGAAGUGAAUCUUGUUAUCAAGCGCCAUCCCACCGCGCGAGAACUCAAAAUCUGUGCCAUCGAAGGUUCCACCGAUGGAAUCAAUCUGGCCUUAGACAUUAUAAAACAAAAAUUCCCUGAGAAGAAAUUCCCAAAUUUGAAUCUGGAACAGGUCUCAUUCCUACAAGUUCCGGAACAGGUUCCUUGGGCAUCCGAACUGAUGCAAUUGUCCUUGGUCGAGGGUGUCAAUAAUGACGUACUCGUCUGCAACAUUUUGAAACCCAAUCACCUCUUUAUUCACCUUCCCACACAUCCUACUUAUCCCUCGUUGAGAAUCUUAGAUGAAAACAUGACUCAACUUUACAACACGGUGGAAUCACCACCUGUACCAGAUGAGUUGAGAAGGGGCAUGAUUCUUGUAGCCAAAUGGUAUAGCAGAUGGGUAAGGAUAUACAUUGAGAAUCCAGACCCAACAGGCGACCAACAUUUGGUACGUCUUGUAGACCAUGGUGGCUUUUGGACCUUCAGUAGAGCCGAUAUGAGAAAAAUACGGUCAGACUAUCUAACCCUACCUUUCCAAGCUAUAGAGGUGCUCCUAGCCCAUAUCCAACCGAAAAACGGGGAAUGGACACAAGAGGCGUAUGAUCUAGUAGCUCAUAUUUGUUCUGGCAUCGUUGGUCAGGCGCAGAUCGAGGGCUACGUUGACACUAUUACGUAUAUUAGCUUAUACUUUAAUAUCCAAAAAUAUGGGGUUAUAUCCCUCGCGGAAGAAUUAGUAGCCCGUGGAUACGCGGAGCCGAUAACGCUGGAGGAUGUAGUCGUCGAAGAAGAGUUAACGGUCUCCUAAUCUCACUUAUAUAAGAAUUAGGUUUCGCGAUAACGUAUAUAAUAGAAUAGGAGUAAAAGAAAAUGCGUGAUUAUGAUGACAGUGUAUAAACGCGUGAUCAUUGAGUCAGUUAGAGUCACAUGAUGGAUGUGUUGCGUGUGGAUAUGAAUUCAUUUUCUAUCGAACAUCUCAUUGGGACAAUCUCGUUUCUUGUAUUUUCGUAAUUUUAUACUUUCGUAGCUUGUUGAACAAAUAAUCAGUCACGGUCAUUCUUCGUGCAAUAGUCUAUUUGACCAAUAUUGUGAAGACUUUCUAACAUUGUCGAUACCUCACGAAACUUUACAUAUUCCCAUUAAGAAUGAAAUAGUCGUUUUGAAUAUUGUAUAUAAGUAGCAAACAGUUUUGAGCUCUAAAAGUUUUUUAAUCACGUUUUUGCGUGAAAGUAAGAAGUAAAUAUCUUUUAAUGGCAAAUUUCGAUCAUGACGGCUUUGCAUACGCAUGACCGAUAUAUUAACGAGUCCUGUUCCCUGAAUCUGUACCGUUAGAGGAAUCUAUUCCAUCGAUGCAUCCAUAUCGAUCCUAAUUCUCGUAAUCGUUGUUGAACUUUCUAUAUUCAUUUGUACUCAGUGUAGCCAUGUUUGUUCAGGGCUGCGUCCAGAAACCUCUCUGGAGUCGACUCUGGUAUCGUUCCGUCCUCUUCAUAAUAACGAUAAUAAAAAGAGACUCAACGUGCCCGAGUUACCCUGAGUAAGAUUUCUGAACGCACCCCAAAUCUGCACGCAGCAGUUCUGCUCUUCGUGCAUGACCAAUUGAGGUCAUGCAUGAGUGCAAUUUUAAGAAACGAAUAAGUUUAUAUAGAAAUAUGUCAAAACCGGGGUUGAUUUUGAAUGGCGUAGUUUUUUUUUCUAACGCUGUGCACCUUGGUUUUUUUAAUGUCGGAAUAUCGAAAACAAGUGUAUAAGCGAAUCGACAUGUUACAUGGCUGAAGCAUUUAAUUACAAGCUUACUAUCCCGAUAGGAUAGUUGAAACUGUAAUUUUUGCUCUAUCAUCAGCAGAAGGGAAACCGAAUAUUUUAUGUAAUAUCAGGGCAGUAGGCUUGCUCACAGGCAAUGAACGUGAUGGUUGAUUUUUCAAAAUGAGUAAUUCGAAAAAAAAAAAGUAGAAAUGAAUACAUUGAUAAUACGGAACGUUUCAUCGACGCUUCAUUACGAGAAAGAAAGAAGCACGUUUGAAUAUCGCGGGCUUCACAGGUUUCGAUAACUGCAGGCUGAUCUCUGAUCAUACACCUCUUCCUGUACAUAGUGUAACAUUAUAUCUCCGACUAUAAAAUAUUUAUGAUGUACCUUUAGCGAUAGCAAUUAUAGUGGAAUAUGAUGCUAGCCAAUACUAGCCGUUGAUAAUAUGACAAGAUAAGUGUAGUUUAUUUAUAUGUUUUACAGUUGUCGAAAUGGGAGUAUGGUUUCUGUAUCGAUAGGUUAGUACGAAUCGGGAAAUUCGAAUUGACUUCUCAAUGCAUAAAAAGAAAACCGAUAUAUUUUUGGGUGUUUUUUGUUAUUUUUUUUUUCGUUUUUUUUUUUUCUUUUUAAGUAAGAUUUGAACUGAUAAUUAUGACGCAACGCAUAAACGGCAAAGAAGGUUGCGACGUAUGAAUUUCUCACGUAUUGCCAAGUCUAGAGGAUCUUCUAUCAGUAGAAGUUGGAGAUAAAUAAGUAACAACUAUUCCAUUGCUCCUAUUUCGCAUUGACAAUUUUUCAUUGGCCACAAAGAAAAAAGAGAAAAAGCUGGGGUUCAUCAUCAAUGGCCUUAGAGUCAUUUGGGAUGAAAAGAAAAAAUAUAUAUAUAUGCACUAUACAUAUAUAUAUUUAAAAAUGAGAAAUUCAUGAAACAUGUAAAUCGCCUUCUGUCUUUUGAGCAUUACAGUGAAAAAAAAGUAAUCAUUUUUCCGUUAUGCAAUUCUAAUCCCAAGGGUUUAUCGUUAAUUUAAUAUUAAUUAGAUUCUGCAUAUACAUGAUUAUAAAAGAAUGUUUCGAUACGUGCUACUAUUUUCGUGAUCCCGGGUUUACCUAGUUUAGCUUUAUUAAUAGAUAACGAAGUAAUACUAUAUACAUGCUAUUAAUGCGUUCGAGCGUCCAUUGAUAAUUUACGAUUAUAAAUUUGUCUAAUUGUAAUUUUCGUCCUCAAUCUUUUCCUGGGAUUUCAAAGGAAUACGAACACCGCGUUUCGUUCGAUCCUUAUAAUUCGUACCAAUUAAUUGUGAUUUAGAAAAAUUUUCUUUUUUUUCUUCAAUAUCAAUUUCACGAAACUUCAUUUUCUUUCUCGCGUGCGAGCAUUAGAGGCGAUCGUCGAAGUGGACGUUUCGCUGAAUAUAAUACAGUUAUGAGAAUUAUUAUACCGAUAAAAUUAAUUGGAGAAAAAAAGAAGGGAAAAUUAUAUAUCCAAAAAAAAAACGCCCUUCAUACAUUUUGUACUCUGCCAACGCCUCGCGCGAAGACUUUUGUAGCUGUUAAAAGAAAAAAAAGAAACAUGUUAAUACUUGAUACUUAAUAUUGUUGAUAUGUACACAUAUGAUAGACAUAUUUUUCUAGCAAUACUCUUAAGAUACAGUGAUGAAGCGCUCAUGAUACUGUAUAAGUCUUUUAUGUCAUUAUCAACGAGAGGUUAGUAAUUUAUUGUAACGUUUUGUAAUAUUGCAACGAGUAUGUUAUGAAGGAGGAGGCUAUCCGUUUAUUUCUCUUUUUUUUUUUUGUAUUAAAUAAUACAAGUAACUUCGUUAAAGGUCAGAUUUCGUCGAGAGAGUGCGAGAAAGCAGAAAAUCAGGCGGGUUGAGCUUUUCGGCUCUUGUGAGAUUUCUUUAAAAAACAAAAAAAAAAGAAAAUGUACUAAGUAGCUUUACGCAAGACAGUUUAACGAAAGAGAAAUAGGAAGGUUAAUGAGAAUAGAUAAUUUUCGUAUUUUUUACAUUUAAUAUAAUAUAUUCAUUUACUUGUAGUCCCCAGCUAAAAUCAGUGUAUCGUUAUUCUUUUUCGCUUAUCAUUAUUACAGGAGAAAUAGAUCACUUUAUAUAUAUGUGUGUAUAUAUAUAUACACACAUAUAAUCAUUUCAAUGUAAUAUCUCUUCCGUUCUCAUUAAAUUUGCACCAUUUUAAUUGAAUUUAGUGGUUAUUCUUAUCGUUACAGGUAUAUGCACUCAAAAUUUACUAUUGCUGUUACCUUUCUUUCCCCCAUACAUCCUGACAAUUGAAAUUGUCCAUAGAUUUAAAAUUUAUACACUUAAUCCCUCUACCACCUGUUUCCCUAAAUUGAUACGUAUAAUAAUUUGCUAUCUCGUAACAGUAACGGCAUUUCGGCGAAUCGAAUGGUAUCGAAUAAUGCGAAUUCUCUCCGGACUGAAGUUACAGAAAGUAUUUACUAUUAAUGUUUCCAUCGGCGCCUAAUCAUAGAUUAUAGGUUCGCAGUGUCGAUUUUUUAAUAACAGGUGUAUUCAGUCACACGUGUGACCACGAAUAAUUGUAAUCGCGCUACGAUAGGACAUUAACAUAAGUACAAAUGUAAUGGAAAUAAGUUAAUUAACAAUAAAGCCACUAGACGUUGAGGAUA
This is a messenger RNA of Cephus cinctus (wheat stem sawfly), 5579 nucleotides long. RefSeq names its product KH domain-containing protein akap-1 (gene spoon). The record is from RefSeq and is a predicted model, not a curated record. Bases 272 to 2002 code for a protein of 576 amino acids. Gene Ontology annotation, molecular function: RNA binding. NCBI's taxonomy places the organism in Eukaryota, Metazoa, Arthropoda, Insecta, Hymenoptera, Cephidae. The transcript is spliced from 6 exons.